AUGAAAGUCUAUAAUAGUGAGGGUUUAAUUAAAUUAAAUUUAAUAAAAAAGAUGAAGAUCAGAUUUUCGAAUAACUUUUGUACAAGACCUUUGAAAUUUAUCAUUUCUCUUUUAGUUCAAGCAAUGUCUUUAGCAAAUAUAUUCAACUCUUUAAAGAAUGGAGGUGUCAUUCCAACACUCCUCAGCAAUACUUUUAACCCAAUCAAGGAAUUAACAGUUAGCUAUGGUUCAAAGAUUGUUCAAAUUGGUCAAGUAUUGACUCCAACAGAUGUUGUCAAGCAACCAACUGUCACCUACAAUGCUUCAGCUGGUGAACAUUUCACUUUGAUUUUAGCUGACCCAGAUGCACCAUCAAGACUAGAUCCAAAAUACUCUCCAUGGUUACAUUGGAUCAUCACUGAUAUUCCAGAAAACAAGGUUACUGAAGGUCAAGUGAUGGCAGAGUACAUUGGAUCAGGUCCACCACCCAACACUGGAUUACACAGAUACGUUUUCAUCCUUUGCAAGCAACCAACUGCUCGUCUCAACUUAAAGGGUGAAUACUAUCUCCCAUUGUCGGCUGACAAGAGAAACAACUAUGCUCUCAAUACUUUUAUUAGUAGCAAGGGUCUCGAACCAGUUGGAGCUACCUAUUUCGAAGCAGAGUUUGAUGAAGCCGUUCCAAAAUUAUACGAAGUUCUUGGUAGUUGCAAGGAAAAGGUUAGAUUAUACGAAAUCCCAUUGGGAUUAAUUAAUCCUAAUUAUCAUCAUCAUCCAUCAUUAUUACCUUUACAAAAAGUAAAAGAUUACAUGGGUGGACAAGACGAGAAAUAG
Messenger RNA from Cavenderia fasciculata, 813 nucleotides. RefSeq names its product phosphatidylethanolamine-binding protein PEBP. The record is from RefSeq and is a predicted model, not a curated record. The transcript is spliced from 5 exons. NCBI's taxonomy places the organism in Eukaryota, Evosea, Eumycetozoa, Acytosteliales, Cavenderiaceae. The coding region runs from base 1 to 813 and encodes 270 amino acids.